CCGCAGCCCUCCCUCCGCGGGACCAGGCGCACGGGGAUCCGCGAAAUCCCCGUCACCGGCGGCACUCAGAGCCGUCUUAAUCCAUCCUGCGCGGGUUGCGAGCCUUCUGCGAGAAAAGGCUUUGUGAGCGAGUGGGUGAGAGCCGGAGCCCAAGCACGGGCACUGCGGGCCCAGGCUUUAGGGGAGGCCCCCUGGGAACCCGUAGGCCCAGGGCCCCUCCCUGUGGGGCGCUCCUGGCCUCAGGCAUUCGGCCCCCCACUCAACGCACACCCCUGCCAGGAUACGGUCUCCACAUCCAGACCCACUUUGGGACACACCCGGAGACACACACAGACUCACACUGGCUUGUGUCCCGUCACCCUCGCCCUCAGACACUCACACACUGCGUCCCAGAUGCACGUUCGCACACCACCGCGGCGCGCGCACAUUCCAUCCCGACGCACACACAUUCUGGUCCUCUCAUUCCCCGUGGAGCCAGCAGAAGGGCAUGCACGCGGGCACGAGGGGGUAGGGGACGUUCUCAGUGAGCUUGUGUCCCCAUCCAGGCAGGACACCUCCGGGUGUCAUUCUGGAAAGGGCAGGGCCAGGGCACCCCUGGGCCACAAGCUUGCCUAAGGUGCCUGCACAGGUGAGAGACUACCUAGAGCCUUCUGGGGUCCCUGAUAGCUCUGCCAGACUGUGGGUGGCGUGGAGCUUUGUUCCCAACCAUAGAGCAACAGGCGAAAGUGGGGGGUGGGGUGGGUGUUGUGCAUGUGUUUUCUCCUUUAAGGGAGAAGAAAUUAAAUAAAAGAUUCUCACACCUCGGCAAUAUGUUUCUACUUACCGUGUGUCUUAGCACCUGACUGCCAGGCUGGUGGGUCGUAAAGUGUCUGCAGGUACCUGUGGGAUGAGAGGUGGGAUCCCCCCGCAGGGACCCUGGGAUUGAGGCCACCCUCCUGCUCGGCUUUCAGAGAAUCUCACACUUUUCCCUUUUAAAACACAUGGUGUUCCUUUUUAAUAACAGCAGUGGCUCCAGAUUGGGAAAGGGAAAAGAAAAUCUUGUAAAGGCCCCAGCUCCUCAGGAAAGGAGGGGCAGCAGGCGCAGAGGGGGCAGACCCCAGCCUAGGGAUUUGCUUAGGGGCGUCUUCUAGGAGCCCCUCCAAGCCAGGCCAAGCUCCCUUCAGGCUCAGCAGCUUGUUCCCAGUUGCUGCUUCCCCAGCGCCUGUCUCAUUGUUCGCCAGAACCUAGAGACAGGGAAGGCACCGGGACCUGGAGCUGGGCAGGAUAACACGGCUGUGAUCACACCCCAGGACCCCACACUCCUCAUCGGUUCUUCCCUGCAAGCCACAUGCUCAGUGCAUGGGGACCCGCCUGGGGCCACCGCCGAGGGACUCUACUGGACCCUCAACGGGCGCCGCUUGCCUGCGGAGCUCUCACGGAUGUUGAAUGCCUCCACACUGGCCCUGGUCCUGGCCAACCUCAACGGGUCCAGGCAGCAGUCCGGGGACAAUCUCGUGUGCCAUGCCCGCGACGGCAGCAUCCUGGCCGGCUCCUGCCUCUAUGUGGGCUUGCCCCCCGAGAAGCCCUUUAACAUCAGCUGCUGGUCCAAGAACAUGAAGGACCUCACGUGCCGCUGGACACCGGGGGCCCAUGGCGAGACCUUCCUGCACACCAACUACUCCCUCAAGUACAAGCUGAGGUGGUACGGGCAGGACAACACAUGUGAGGAGCACCACGCUGUGGGGCCACACUCCUGCCACAUCCCCAAGGACCUGGCUCUUUUCACGCCCUAUGAGAUCUGGGUGGAGGCCACCAACCGCCUGGGCUCAGCCCGAUCCGAUGUGCUCACACUGGACAUCCUGGAUGUGGUGACCACGGACCCUCCACCAGAUGUCCAUGUGAGCCGUGUGGGGGGCCUGGAGGAUCAGCUGAGCGUGCGCUGGGUGUCGCCACCGGCUCUCAAGGAUUUCCUCUUCCAAGCCAAGUACCAGAUCCGCUACCGCGUGGAGGACAGCGUGGACUGGAAGGUGGUGGAUGACGUCAGCAACCAGACCUCGUGCCGCCUGGCUGGCUUGAAGCCGGGCACUGUCUACUUCGUACAAGUGCGCUGCAACCCCUUUGGCAUCUACGGUUCCAAGAAAGCUGGGAUCUGGAGUGAGUGGAGCCAUCCUACAGCCGCGUCCACCCCCCGAAGUGAGCGCCCGGGCCCGGGCGGCGGGGCGUGCGAGCCGCGGGGCGGAGAGCCGAGCUCGGGCCCCGUGCGGCGCGAGCUCAAGCAGUUCCUGGGCUGGCUCAAGAAGCACGCGUACUGCUCGAAUCUCAGCUUCCGCCUCUACGACCAGUGGCGGGCCUGGAUGCAGAAGUCGCACAAGACCCGCAACCAGCACAGGACGAGGGGAUCCUGCCCUCGGGCAGACGGGGUGCGGCGAGAGGUUCUGCCAGAUAAGCUGUAGUGACCAGGGCCACCCUCCCUGCUACACAAGACCCAGAGACCAGGCCAAAUUGUACCCUCGCUUCAGGGCAUCCAAGCACCAUUGGCAGCUGGGAGACAGCUCUGGGGGCCGUGAGGGCCCCACCCGUGCGUGUACUCUAGCGUGCAGAGGGGAUGGCCGAGCUGCUGCAAACCCUGCGGGGACUCAGGGUCAGAGGGCCCAUUGCUCGCCCAGCCUGGGGCCCCUCAAGUCUUUUAAAUAAAUGAGCU
Messenger RNA from Octodon degus (degu), 2680 nucleotides. It is a transcript of the gene Crlf1, whose product is annotated as cytokine receptor like factor 1. The transcript is spliced from 9 exons. Gene Ontology annotation, molecular function: protein binding; cytokine receptor activity. The record is from RefSeq and is a predicted model, not a curated record. Gene Ontology annotation, cellular component: external side of plasma membrane. The coding region runs from base 1419 to 2432 and encodes 337 amino acids. Lineage: Eukaryota; Metazoa; Chordata; Mammalia; Rodentia; Octodontidae. Gene Ontology annotation, biological process: cytokine-mediated signaling pathway.